UGCAAGAAAUAUACUACUGUUAUUUAUAGCCAAUUUUGAUCAUCUUAAUCGCUUCACUGGAAGAGAAAAGCAAAAGCUGAGGAGGAGAAAAGGGGGGGCUUAGCUUCUUCCUUGAUUUUGAAGCCUCUUUCUCUCAAGAUGUUUGAUUCUUUCAAUCAGUAUAAACUUGAGGUUUCUCAGAUUCCCUCAACUUUCCAUUCGUACUUUUCCAAAAUCCUGAGUCUUAAAAUCCUUUGUUUCUUCUCCAAGGCCUUCCAAACUCAUUACUUUCCUUGAAAAGAAUUUCUCCAGCAAAACUAUGGUGCCAUUCCUAUACCUGACACUCUUCUCUAUUGUAGGCACUGCUGUUUCUUCUUCUUCUCUUCUUACUGAUUUUCAUGCUUUAGUCACUCUCAAAGAAGGAUUCGAGUUCUCCAAUCCAGCCAUUGACACUUGGAACACUUCUGACCAGAACUCUUUAUGUUCAUGGACAGGAAUCAAAUGCUUCCAUGGACGAGUAGUGGCUCUCAAUAUAUCCAACAUGAACCUUUAUGGCUCUGUUUCCCCUGUUAUUUCAAGCCUUGACAAGCUGAUGGAGCUCAACCUUGACGGCAACAAUUUCACUGGUGAAAUCAAGAUUGAGAAUAUGAGCAGUCUGCGAUCUCUGAACAUAUCCAACAAUCAGUUCAUUGGACAUCUUGACUGGAACUACUCAUCUUUAGCCAAUUUACAAGUGUUCGAUACCUACAAUAACAAUUUCUCUGCUUCUCUUCCUCUUGGAGUGCUGAGCUUGAAGAACCUCAGGCACUUAGAUUUGGGUGGAAAUUAUUUUUCCGGUGAAAUUCCAGCAAGGUAUGGCGAAAUGAUUGGAUUAGAGUACUUAGAACUUGCAGGAAAUAAUCUUCAAGGUAGGAUUCCUGGUGAAUUGGGCAAUCUGACUAACUUGAAAGUACUUUACCUGGGCUACUUCAAUGCCUUUGAGGGUGGUAUUCCUAAAGAGUUGGGGAAGCUGCAAAAUCUGGUCAUUUUGGAUCUUACAAAUUGUGAAUUGGAUGGUUCAAUUCCUCCUCAGUUAGGGAAUUUGCAAUCUCUUGAAACUCUCUUUCUGGACAUCAAUGCCCUAUCUGGUCCAAUACCAAAGCAAUUAGGCAACCUCACAAGCCUGGUCACUCUUGAUCUUUCUCGCAAUGCACUUGUUGGGGAGAUCCCAUACGAGCUCAUUGACCUCAGGCGGCUACGGCUUCUGAAUCUUUUCAUGAACAGAUUGCAUGGCUCGAUACCAGAUUUUGUUGCUGACUAUCCUAAUCUGGAAGUUCUUUAUCUCUGGAAGAACAACUUUACCGGCACUAUUCCAGACAAUCUAGGCCAAAACCGGAAGCUUCAAGAGCUGGACCUGUCCUCAAACAAGCUAACUGGUAUCAUCCCCCAAAACUUGUGUGCCUCAAAACAGCUUAGAAUCUUGAUUCUUUUCAAAAAUUUUCUCUUUGGGUCAAUUCCAGAAGGCUUGGGAACAUGUUCGAGCCUUGUUAGAGUCAGGUUAGGACAGAACUAUUUUAAUGGUAGCAUCCCAAAUGGCCUCAUUUACUUGCCCGAUUUAAACUUGCUCGAGUUGCAAAAUAAUUUGUUGUCUGGAACCUUAAUUGAAAAGGGCGACAAUGCAUCAAACCCAACUAAAUUAGCUCAAUUGAAUCUCGCAAACAAUCAGCUUUCAGGUUUGUUACCAUUUUCUAUUGCCAGUUUUUCUUCCCUCCAAAUCCUUUCAUUAGGUGGAAACAAAUUUUCUGGUCCAAUACCUCCUGCUAUAGGUGGACUUCAAGAAGUAGUGAAGCUUGACCUCAGUGCAAAUGCUCUUUCUGGAGAAAUCCCAGCUGAAAUUGGUAAUUGCCUUCACCUAACGUAUCUAGACCUGAGCCAGAACAACCUGUCUGGCUCAAUUCCAGCCCAAAUCUCAAGCAUAAGAAUCUUAAACUACUUGAAUGUAUCAAGGAACCACUUGACUGAGGCAAUCCCGAAAUCAAUUGGUUCGAUGAAAAGUCUCACCACUGCAGAUUUUUCCUUCAAUGAUCUUUCUGGAAAGCUGCCCGAAUCAGGCCAAUUUGCAUUCUUCAAUGCUUCUUCAUUUGCGGGAAACCCUCAACUCUGUGGAUCCUUGCUGAACAAUCCUUGCAAUGCCACCCCAGUAACAAGUCCAACAGGGAAGUCUCAUGGCGAAUUCAAGCUAAUCUUCGCCCUCGGCUUAUUAAUCUGUUCACUAGUCUUCGCAACUGCAGCCAUAAUCAAGGCCAAGUCGUUCAAGAAAAAUGGCUCAAAUUCAUGGAAAAUGACAGCCUUCCAAACUCUGGAUUUCACUGUUGCCGACGUCCUGGAAUGUGUGAAAGAUGGCAAUGUGAUAGGCAGAGGAGGUGCCGGCAUAGUCUACCAUGGCAAAAUGCCAAAUGGGGUGGAAAUUGCAGUUAAGAAGCUUCUCAGCUUGAACAAUAACACCCAUGAUCACGGCUUUAGGGCCGAAAUUCGAACCUUGGGUAACAUUCGUCACAGGUACAUUGUAAGACUCCUUGCCUUUUGCUCAAACAAGGAAACAAAUCUGCUGGUGUACGAGUACAUGAGAAAUGGAAGCUUAGGAGAAGCAUUGCACGGUAAAAAAGGUGGGUUUUUGGGGUGGCAGCUGCGGUACAAAAUUGCUCUAGAAGCUGCAAAAGGGCUGUGCUAUCUUCAUCAUGAUUGCUUCCCUUUGAUUGUUCAUCGUGACGUGAAAUCCAACAACAUAUUGUUGAAUUCGAGCUUUGAAGCUCAUGUUGCUGAUUUUGGGCUGGCCAAAUUCUUGGCGGAUGGCGGUGCUUCCGAGUGCAUGUCAGCAAUUGCGGGGUCCUAUGGUUACAUUGCCCCAGAAUAUGCAUACACGUUGAAAGUGGAUGAGAAGAGCGAUGUGUACAGCUUCGGGGUGGUGCUGCUUGAGCUGAUCACCGGGCGUCGUCCGGUGGGUGAUUUUGGCGAAGGCGUAGAUAUUGUGCAAUGGGCCAGAAGAUCAACCAAUUGCAGAAGAGAAGAAGUCGACGGCAUCGUUGAUCCGAGACUCUCGACCGCAGUGCCAAAAGAUGAAGCCAUGCAUUUGUUCUUCAUUGCCAUGCUCUGCGUUCAAGAAAACAGCGUUGAACGUCCCACCAUGAGAGAAGUUGUUCAGAUGCUCUCAGAAUUUCCUCGCCAAUUUUCAUCCACCCCUGAUUAUCGCACUCAAUCUUCUUCUUCUUCCUCUUCUUCUUCACUAAUCACUUUUCCGCAGCGCCAAAAGAAUCCUAAUCUCAAAGAGAAAGACCACCAAACCUGCCCAAAAUUUCGACAGGAGACUUUAGUUUGACGAAAAAUCUUCUGACCUUUUUUUUCCCCCCUGUUUUAAGGUUUUUUGGUAACAUGGGUUGAUUUUGUUACGAGUUUGUUCUUCUCUUUUUAGUGAUCAUAGGAGAUUUGGUGACCAGAAGAGAGUACAUGGGAAUAAUCUCGAUAGUUGUUAGGUAGGUACUAGGUAGUUUCCUCAUGUAGAGAUAUUUUGUGAUCUUAAUUAAAUGGCCAUCAUGUUAUUCCAACCUCUUGUA
Messenger RNA from Coffea eugenioides, 3569 nucleotides. Its product is annotated as leucine-rich repeat receptor-like serine/threonine-protein kinase BAM3. Gene Ontology annotation, biological process: protein phosphorylation; hormone-mediated signaling pathway. Gene Ontology annotation, molecular function: protein kinase activity; ATP binding; protein binding. Bases 299 to 3334 code for a protein of 1011 amino acids. The record is from RefSeq and is a predicted model, not a curated record. NCBI's taxonomy places the organism in Eukaryota, Viridiplantae, Streptophyta, Magnoliopsida, Gentianales, Rubiaceae. The transcript is spliced from 2 exons. Gene Ontology annotation, cellular component: plasma membrane.